GGGGACGUGACAUCUUGUCCACCGCCCGCCUCGUUCACAGUGCUCGUGCUAGUCGACGUUCCCCACUCGGGUCCCCCUUUCCUUUGGACGACGGCGCUGCAGCCCCCAGCUGAAGGCCCACGAGUCGCCCAGCUCGCAGGCGCACAUGGCCGAGACACUGCACGACGUGGAGACGCUCCUGCUGCACCUUAGGGCGUGCCAGUACGUUGCUGCGUCCGGCUUCAUCAUCCUGCUCUACGACCACUUCCUCACGUUCGGCGAAGAGGUGCGGCUCAUAUGGCAGGCAAAAUUCACGCUCGCCAAAGUGCUCUUCCUCUACACCCGCUACAUCGUGCCGAUGGCGAUGUUCGUUCAAACUUUCUCGUUCAGCGGUAUUGGGGGGAUAGUUUUCUCAGAUGAGGUCUGCAAGCAGUGGGGCAUAUCCGCGUUCGCGUUCGGGGUAUCCUCGAUAGCGAUCAGCGACUUCAUGGUUCUCCUGCGCCUCUGGGUGAUAUGGGACCGCCGGCUCAAGCUCGUCGUUUGGACGUUGUUCCUAUUCAUCCUCGCAGAAGUAAUCACAGUGAUCGUCUUUGGCUUUCUCACCGGCCACAUCACAGCCAGCACGUCAUACAACCUCUCGCUCCACGUGUGCCAGGUCAGCACCGAGCUGCACCUGAGCAAGCUCUGGGCGCCCGGCGUCGCGUCGCAGAUCAUGGUCUUCGUGACGGCGCUCUGGAACGCGUACGAUAAGCCGCGGGCGCACAAUGUGAACCUGGGCGAGGUUCUUUGUCGAGAUGGGACACUCUAUUUCGCUGCCCUUGUUUCUCUACGAGUCGUCAACUUGGUUUUGGCUACUUCAACCCCAGUGUCACUGCAGUUCCUCGGCCUUUUCUUCGUGUGGUGCGCCACGACCGUGACCGUCUCGCGCCUGGUCCUCAACCUCCGCGCGGUCUCGGCAGACUACAAUAACAGCGAAUGCGACGACGACGAGUCCGAGGAGCUGACGUCGCUCCCGAGCCUGCACCUGCACGAUAGCCUACGGCACUCGAUCACGGCAGACAUGCUCACGACGGACUCGAUUACGGCGGUCGUCGCGCACGACUUCAACCCGCACAAGUCGCUCCCGACGCCGCGCGGCACGUUGAGAGGGUAUCCGCGGACUCCGUCUGGGUUUUCGGUGUCGGGUCCGAUUUUAGAUGAUGUGAAGAGUUCUUAUCGGUUAUGAUGAUGACGAUUGGUAUGGGGAUAUGGUAUUUGCAUCACAUUUUUCGGUUUGGGUAUGGAUUUGUAGCAAGUUUGUUGUGCUUUUAUUACUACUGCUCUGUAUACACGACGGUUUUCACCUUUGACUCUUUGUUGCGAUCUCCUACGUUAUCUAGCCCAUCCAGUAUACUACUAGCUCUUCUGUACUCGUAAUUACGCCCGCCUACGAGCAUACCUGUGUUAUCAUAUGGAU
Molecule: messenger RNA, 1435 nt
Organism: Coniophora puteana RWD-64-598 SS2
Lineage: Eukaryota; Fungi; Basidiomycota; Agaricomycetes; Boletales; Coniophoraceae
Exons: 11
Coding region: 146-1204 (352 amino acids)
Source: RefSeq, a predicted model, not a curated record